AUUAAAAUAUAAAAAUUCUCUUCAACAUUACACAUGAUUUUCCGAUUUCUUUUAUCUUGUAUACCGAGUAUUAUUUGAGACACAUUUCCUGUUUAUCAUACCGGGAGAAACGAAAACCAUGAUAAAUAUAUGAUAAACUUAAACUCGCGAAACGUGCGAUAAUGAGUGCGUAAUAAAAUUAUCGAGUUAUAUAUAGCGUUACUAGAGGAAAUUUGUAUCUCGCGCAUGCGUAUUCCAUUGUAAGCUGUGGUUCGUGGUACUGAUAAAGAAAUUUGCGCUUGGAUCAGUUUAAACGCGUAUUACACUAUUGUGUGGACAUCUAUAUAUAGUUUUUCCUUGUCUUCUGUCUGAUUAACAAUAAAAUGUACGCACAGUGAUAACGUUGCAAAUGAUGGAAUAUUACUUGUGUGGUGUUUAGGAAUAAAGACAAAGAGCUGUCUGUAUUCAUAUUCUACUUAAAGUGACAAACUAAAUAGAUUUCUUUUAGUGAGACGUUUAAUGUAAAAAAAAAACAUGGUUGGUAUAGCAGCAACAAGUGGAUACAAAAAACCGGAGCAGCACACUAUAUCGGUUGAAAAUUCUUUAAAUAAUACUGAGGUAGAAACGGAUGAAGAGCACACAAGAAUACAUGAUAAAACUGAUGAGCCAGUAGUAAAAACAAAUCAUGAAAAAAGAAACAUAAAGCUAGGCCAUCCUGUAAUAAUACUGUGUUUUUUUUUAUAUCUCGCUUUGAUUUACAAUAUCGUUUGUAUGUUGCUGUAUAAAAAUUUUGGUGUCCCGUCAUGUGAAGGAAAUCCUUCUGUUGUUUAUUAUUUUGGAUUCAAUCAUAACAAACCUUGUCAUCAUACAAUUAUAGAAGACAAAAAGAUAGAAACAGAUUCUUUGAUUAACAUAAAUAAUAAUGAUACUAUUGAAAACAUAAGAUAUGAAGACUUAGAAACGUCUAGUUUUGAUACGUACAUUGACCAGCAAGAGUACGAUUAUGAGAUAGAACAUUUAAAGGAAGAAGAUACUUCAUCUGAAGCAGAAACAACUCUCAAAGAUGCUCACUGCACCAAUGUUCCUGAAAUAUUGCGCUUUGAUUGCCAUCCAGAAAAUGGAGCGUCUCAACUCUCCUGCACGCAAAGAAAUUGCUGUUGGAAUCCUCCUGGCAAAAACAUUGACGCUACAAAUCGUGUACCAUUAAAUGUCCCUUAUUGUUAUUAUCCAAAACAAUGGGACUUAUAUACAUAUAUUAACUAUACUCAAGAUGGUAGCAAUUUCUCCGGCUAUCUCAAACAGAAGAAAACGUCUGCAUAUAAAAACGACAUACCUCUCGUAAAGAUGGAGGCUACAGGCAUAAACAAUUCAAUUUUGCGUGUAAAGAUAUACGAUCCCUUAAAAGCGCGAUACGAACCACCUUGGCCCAUCAGACCAGAUCCAAAGCCUGAUUCAAUCUCAUCCCAGACAAACUUGCAAUAUAAGUUUACCAGCACUUAUGCGAGUUCCGGUUUUAAAGUUGAUAGAGUUUACGAUGACACUACAUUGUUUAAUUCUAUCGGAAUUGGAGGUUUUAUAUUUGCUGAUCAGUUUUUACAAAUCAGCACGUUGAUACCAACGAAUAAUAUUUACGGCAUCGGCGAGCAUCAAUCAAGUUUGAAAUUGAAUACAAAGUGGCAAUCAUUUACUUUAUUCAAUAAAGAUCAACCGCCAAUAGAAAAUGCGAAUUUGUAUGGAUCUCAUCCGUUUUAUAUUGUCAUCGAGAAGUCUGGAAUGGCACAUGGUGUUUUAUUCUUGAAUAGCAAUGCUAUGGAUGUAAUAUUGCAACCUACACCGGCUGUAACAUUUCGAACAAUCGGUGGCAUUUUCGACAUUUAUUUCUUUCUGGGACCAACUCCAGCGGACGUUGUGAAACAAUAUUCUGAAAUCGUGGGCAAACCAUUUAUGCCACCCUAUUGGUCGCUCGGUUUUCAUUUAUGCAGAUUCGGAUAUAGAAGUUUGGAAGGAACCCGAGCAGUGUGGAACAGAACGAGAGCAGCUGGAAUUCCAUUUGAUACUCAAUGGAACGAUUUGGAUUAUAUGGACAAAAACAAUGACUUCACAUAUAAUAAGAAGACCUUCAGAGAUUUGCCAAAGUUUAUAGAAGAAAUUCACUCGGUGGGAAUGCACUACAUCCCGUUAAUCGACGCUGGUAUAUCCGCUUCUGAGAACGACGGCACUUAUUUACCGUACGACGAGGGAAUAAAGCAAGACAUAUUUGUAAAAGACGGUGUCACGCGCAAACCUUUCGUCGGCAAAGUUUGGAAUUUUGUUUCCACAGUAUGGCCCGAUUUCACGAAUCCUAAAACGACGGAUUAUUAUGCGCAAAUGAUGGGCAAUAUGCAUGAUAAUUUUGCGUUUGACGGCGCAUGGAUUGAUAUGAAUGAACCGUCCAACUUCUACAACGGCUAUAAGAACGGCUGUAUGUACAAUCAACUAGAUUAUCCCGAAUACGUGCCCAAUGUCGUCGGCGAUUUGCUCGCGACGAAGACUCUGUGUAUGAAUGCAAAACAUUACUUGGGCUCUCAUUACGAUUUUCACAAUACUUAUGGGACGAGUCAAGCAAUUGCUACGAAUUACGCUCUCAGAAAAAUUAGACAAAAAAGACCAUUUAUAAUAUCACGUUCCACGUGGGUAGGACACGGUCACUACGCGGGUCAUUGGACAGGCGAUGUUUACUCGUUGUGGCACGAUUUAAAGAUGAGCAUUCCAGCUAUUUUGUCGCUCAAUUUCUAUCAAAUCCCAAUGGUGGGCGCUGACAUUUGCGGUUUUAACGGGAACACAACUGUCGCGUUGUGUAAUCGCUGGAUGCAACUUGGCGCGUUCUAUCCGUUUUCUCGUAAUCACAAUUCUGACGAUACAAUCGAGCAGGAUCCAGUUGCAAUGGGCAAUUUGGUUGUGCGAUCUUCUAAGAAUGCUCUCAAAAUACGUUACCGGUUCUUACCCUACUUGUAUACUUUGUUCUUUAGAGCGCACAAAUUUGGCGAAACAGUGGCGCGUCCGUUAUUUUUUGAGUUUUACGAUGACCGGUUUACUUACGACAUCGAUCAACAGUUUCUUUGGGGAAGAUCACUCAUGAUCAAUCCAGUUCUCGAAGAAAACAAAACUGACGUGGUUGUUUACGUACCACAUGGUUUGUGGUACGAUUAUUAUACCGUUCAAUCGUUCUUCUCGCUUGGAGAAUAUUAUAUUUUACCUGCACCGAUCGACACAAUACCACUGUUGAUUCGCGGAGGCUCAAUACUUCCGGCACAGACACCGGGUGUAACUACAACGGAAAGUAGAAAGAAUAAUUUUGAAUUACUAAUAGCGUUGGAUGAAAACGAAAAUGCCAAUGGAGAAUUAUAUUGGGAUGAUGGUGACAGUAUAGACUCUAUAGAAAAGGGAGAAUAUUUGUGGUUGCGGUUUACCGUUAUCAAAUCUGAAUUACUGAGCUUGAAAAUGGACAAUAGUUCUUUUAACGAAAAAGUAAUUCUCGGAAAAGUCGAAAUGUUGGGAUUAAAAGAAAUCACGAAACUCUUCCUAAAUGGCAGUGAGAUAGAAUUUAGUUACAACGCUUUCACAUCGAGUUUGAUCAUCACUGACUUGCACGUAGACAUGAGACAACAGUUCAUGUUUUCUUGGCUGCGUUAGAUUACUUCAAGUAUGUAUUAAACAAUAUUGCAUGAAUCUCGAGAAACAUGACAAAGUUAUCUCAGAAAUGACUAAGUUAAAUCGCAAUUUCAGUAAUAUUACAAACAUAGUGGUAAGUGUGACAUAUUGUAUGGGCCUAAAAAAUUUUCAUUCUACGUAUAAUAUAUAA
Molecule: messenger RNA, 3820 nt
Organism: Pseudomyrmex gracilis
Lineage: Eukaryota; Metazoa; Arthropoda; Insecta; Hymenoptera; Formicidae
Product: lysosomal alpha-glucosidase-like
Exons: 18
Coding region: 514-3651 (1045 amino acids)
Biological process (GO): carbohydrate metabolic process
Molecular function (GO): carbohydrate binding; alpha-1,4-glucosidase activity
Source: RefSeq, a predicted model, not a curated record